UAUCAAAGCACCCUCCCUUGUGCCUGUUCAUCUCGACUCGCAGAAGGAGUGGAUGGGUUUAAUUUCUGCAUGUACGAGCGCGGCGGCAGAUUUCACUGUGCAUCUUCGGGAGGAUCUCUCUCGGGUGCAGAUGCAGCAGCCUGGACCUGUUCUUUGUCGUGAGGCUGAGGAAGGAUUUGAUUGUUUACAGUAGCAGGCAUUUCAUUCCGCUUGUUUUGCUACACUGCCACAGCGCCAUGAGCCCAACGACAACGUGUCUGACUGAGCACAAAGAAACGAACGCGAUUCGGGGGUUUUUACUCGAGUGACGGUACAGUAACGAUAAGGUUGCAUGCUACAGUACUGCAUUGCGAGUGUCAACGGGAAUCAUGGCACGGUCUGAGAAGGACCACGAGGAGCGCGAUGCUGGUACCAGUCAUGUGAUGAGAGACUUUCACCACCCGUACACGCCGUACGAGAUCCAGGAGACGUUUAUGGGGACGGUCUAUGAUGUUUUGGAGGCAGGUAAACUUGGCAUAUUGGAAAGUCCCACUGGUACUGGAAAAUCGCUAAGUCUAAUCUGUGGAUCUCUGACUUGGCUACGCGACUUCAAAGGAAGACAAUUUGAGGAAGGAUUGAAUUGGAGUCAAGAUGAUUCAGAUGAACCAGCAUGGGUCAUCGAACAAGCCAAAGCCAGGAAACGGCGAGAAAUGCUUCGCCGCAGAGAAGAGAUGGAAGCCAGACUAGCAAGAAUCCGUGCUAAAGAGAAAGCUCAACGAGACAAGUACUUGAAAGGCGAUCAAGGAAUUAAGAGAAGAAGAGUUAAUGCUGAGAAGAAUGACGACGGGGACGAAGAACAGUUUGUUCUCGAUGAUUAUGAUAGUGAUCAAGAGCACAAUGGCUCUAAAAGUGCUAAGUCAGGUGGUGCUUUCUCAGCAGCUACUUUAGAACUCAUGGCAAAGAUUGGAAUGGGCCCUGUAGCUUCUAAAGAAGAAGAGGAUGAAACAGAGGAUGAGAUUAAGAUCUUCUACUGUUCGAGAACACAUUCUCAACUCACCCAAUUCAUCAACGAGCUCCGAAGGGUCAAUUUCCCACCCUCGAUCAAGGACGCAGACACGAAAGAUACAGAUAUCGAAGAUCUCAAGCACCUCACUCUCGGAUCUCGCAAGAAUCUUUGCAUCAAUCCCUCAGUCAACAAGCUCAACUCCCUCACAGCAAUCAACGAACGUUGUUCAGAACUCCAGCAAUCCAGCACAGCUAAGGAGCAUAAAUGUGUUUUCCUUCCCAACAAGGAGAAUCAAGCUCUCGUCAAUACAUUCCGAGAUCAUUCCUUGGCCACUAUUCGAGAUAUUGAAGACAUGGGCUCGCUUGGCAAGGAGAUUGGGAUUUGCCCUUAUUAUGCUUCGAGAUCUGCUAUCAAACCAAGUGAGAUUGUCACUUUACCUUAUCCUUUACUGCUCCAGAAGAGCGCUAGAGAGGCAUUGGGUAUCAGUUUGAAGGGUCAUGUGGUCAUUAUUGAUGAGGCUCACAAUUUGAUGGAUGCCAUAUCUGGGAUUCAUGGAGUGGAGGUGAACUUGAUGCAACUCAAGCGUGCAAGAGGACAGCUUGGAGUCUACUUGCAAAAGUUCAAGAACAGAUUGAAGGGAAAAAAUAGAGUUUAUAUUGCUCAAGUGGUGAGAGUUAUCGACUCGCUUGUCGGCUACCUUGAGGGUAGAUCGACACAGCUAAAAGCAGAUGGUAUAGUCUCCGAAAAAGAGCUACUCUCUGGAAAAGGCGUCGAUCAAAUCAACCUCUUCAAACUCAUCCGCUACCUGACGGAAAGCAAAUUAGCCCGCAAAGUCGAAGGCUACGCCCUCCACACCUCAACUCAAGCACCCAAUACCCCAUCCACUCAAUCGGAACAAACAUCCACAACUCCCGUCCUCCACCACAUCACCUCCCUCCUCUCAGCUCUCACCCACCCCUCCAAAGAAGGCCGCCUGUUCUUCACCAAAUCCCCCUCCGACCCCUCCCUCACAACCCUCAAAUACCUCCUCCUGGACCCCUCCACCUCCUUUCGCGAAAUAGUCUCACAAGCACGCUCCGUUCUCCUCGUCGGCGGAACCAUGUCCCCCAUGACCGACUACACCUCGCACUUAUUCCCCUACCUCCCUUCCUCCUCCCUCACCACCCUAUCCUGCGGGCACGUCAUUCACAAAGAAAACCUCGUAGCCUGGAACCUCAGCAAGGGCCCCUCUGGCAUCGACUUCGAAUUCACAUACAACAAACGCAACGACCCCUCCAUGAUCGCCGAACUCGGCCUCGCCCUCCUAAACAUCUGCACCAUCGUCCCCGACGGCAUCGUCGUCUUCUUCCCCUCCUACACCUACCUGUCCACCGUCCUGACCAGCUGGUCCAUGUCCCCCUCUCUAUCUUCGCCUUCCAUCCUCUCGCGCCUCGAGAAGAAAAAGGCCGUAUUCCAAGAAAGCAAAGAAACGUCCUCAGAUACAACCCUCCAAGCCUACGCCUCAGCCAUCGACGCCGGCAAGGCCGCCCUCCUCCUCAGCGUCGUGGGCGGCAAGAUGAGCGAAGGCAUCAAUUUCUCCGAUAAACUUGGCCGCUGCGUCCUAAUCAUCGGACUCCCGUUCCCCAACGCCGCGUCGGCGGAAUGGAGGGCUAAAUUAGAAUACAUCGAGUCGUCCGCCAUUGCGUCUCUCUCCUCCUCCGAUCAACCUAAUCUAGGGAAACAAGACAUUCAAGCAAAAGCAAAAGAGGCUUCAAGAGCGUUUUACGAAAAUGCAUGCAUGAGAGCAGUCAACCAGUCGAUCGGAAGGGCGAUUAGACAUCAGAACGAUUACGCGGCGAUCGUGAUGGUGGAUAGACGGUUUGCGGGGGAGAGGAUUAGGGGGAAGUUGCCGGGGUGGAUUCGCGGGGGUCUGGUGGAGGGGGCGGGGGAGUUGGGGUUUGGGAGGUUGAUGGGGAGGUUGGGGGUUUUCUUUGGGGGGAGGAGAUGA
Mollisia scopiformis is the source of this 2972-nucleotide messenger RNA. Its product is annotated as CHL1 helicase. Bases 369 to 2972 code for a protein of 867 amino acids. Gene Ontology annotation, cellular component: nucleus. NCBI's taxonomy places the organism in Eukaryota, Fungi, Ascomycota, Leotiomycetes, Helotiales, Mollisiaceae. The transcript has 6 exons. Gene Ontology annotation, biological process: nucleobase-containing compound metabolic process; establishment of sister chromatid cohesion. Gene Ontology annotation, molecular function: DNA binding; ATP binding; hydrolase activity, acting on acid anhydrides, in phosphorus-containing anhydrides. The record is from RefSeq and is a predicted model, not a curated record.